Messenger RNA from Plasmodium gallinaceum, 3564 nucleotides. RefSeq names its product Ran-binding protein, putative. The record is from RefSeq and is a predicted model, not a curated record. Gene Ontology annotation, biological process: protein export from nucleus. The transcript is spliced from 2 exons. Gene Ontology annotation, molecular function: nuclear export signal receptor activity. Bases 1 to 3564 code for a protein of 1187 amino acids. Lineage: Eukaryota; Apicomplexa; Aconoidasida; Haemosporida; Plasmodiidae. Gene Ontology annotation, cellular component: nuclear pore; cytoplasm.
AUGAGUGAAUCUGAGUUACAACAACUACAAGUUCUUUGUGAAGCUAUGUAUUGCGGUAAUAAGGAAGAACAAAAUCAAGCACACACAAUUUUGCUUCCACUAGUUAACAAUGUGGGAAAUGUAAGUAAAUUAAAAAAUAUAUUAGGAAGCACAAAUCAUGUUCAUACUUUAAUAUUUACUACCUCUGGUCUUCUUCAAUUAAUAACAAAUGAAUGGAAUAAAAUAGAACAGAAAGAAAAGGAUGAAUUAAAAGAAUUUGUAAUAUCUUAUUUAUAUAAUAAAGGAGUAGAUUUAUUAAAUUUAUCAACAAAUAUUUUAGGAAAUUUUGUUAGAUUAUAUGUUCGUAUUGUAAAAUUAUCAUGGUUAGAAAAUACAAAUUAUGCACUUAUAACAAAGCAGGUGGAGUAUUUUUUAAAUUCUAUAACUAGCCAUUGGAUUAUUGGUUUAUAUAUUUAUGCAGAGUUAAUUGAAGAUAUGCAUCCACAAUGUGGAGUCAAUUCUGCAAAGAGCAGAAGAUGUGCAAUAUCUUUUAGAGAUUAUGUUUUAAAAGAUAUUUUUAAAGUUGGUAUUGAAACAUUAGAAGAGUUCGUAAAAGGAAGUAUAAGAAUUGAAUUAAGAAUUGAAGAAAAUAGGUUAUUAAUAAAAGUGUUAGAACUAAUUUACAAUAGUUUAUCUUUUGAUUUUAUGGGUACUAUGAUAAAUGAUGAAAGCUCAGAUGAAAAUAUUUCUUUAAUGAUACCACAAUCUUGGGAUAUAUUUAACGAAAAAAAUAUUCCCAAAUUAUUUUUUGAUAUGUAUGAGAUAUGCAUGUCAGAAGAAGAAGAUAUAAGAAAUUGUUGUGGAAAAUAUUGUUUAAGAUCAUUAAUAUUACUAGGGAGUUUAAGGAAAACAUUUUUUUCAAAUGAAAAACAAAAAAUACGCUACAUGAAUGAAUUUUUAAGUGGAAUUAACAAAAUUAUUGAAAAAAAAAUUGGCUUGCAUGAUGAAGAUUGUUUUCAUGAACUAUGUAGAUUAAUUGGUAAAAUAGACACAAGUGUUAGAUUACAAGAAUUAAGUACUUAUUCUAAUUUUCUGACAUGGUGUCAUAAUAUAUAUUUAUUUACAAUGGAUGGUAUGAAAAAUUGGAAGUACUUGUGUAAUAGCAAGCAUUACUUAUUAGGUAUAUGGAGUAAUAUGCUAAACAUAAUUCCUGCAAAAAUUAUAAAAGAAAUUAAUAGUAGAACUGAUGAAAAAGAAUUACUCAAAGAUGUUCUAAGUAAUAAAAAUAUUUUUGUAAAAAAAAAUGCCAUUUCUAAUAACUUUAAUAAUAAUGAUAUAGAUAACAAGUAUUUAAUUAUAUGUGAUUACAUUUACGAUAUAACUAUGGUUUUUAUAAAUAGUAGAUUAGAAUUAGCUAAGUAUAUAUGUGAAAAAGGAGAAAAUUGUGACAUAGAAAAUCCUUUAUAUAAUGAUGUUCUGAGAAGUGAACAGUUGGAACUGAUAUCUAAUUUAUCUAAAUUACAAUAUAAUUUUAUUGGUGCAAAAUUAUUAUCAAUUUUUUAUGAAUUAAAAAAUAAUCAUGAAAAUAAUCUUAUUAGUAAAGCAAUAUUUAUAGAGCAAACUACAUGGUUAGUUUUUAUUAUCGCUUCUAUUAUUUCAAGUAGUGCUGUUUCUAAUAUGAAAAGUGUCAAUUUUAAUAACUUCAAAAUAAAUUCAGAAUUAUGUUUUUUAGUGUUUUCAUUAAUGGAUCAAACAAAUAAAUCAGUGGAAGUUUUUGAAUAUUUAGAAUUUGCUUAUUUAAAUUGUUUAGAAUUAUUUAAAAAAGUUUAUAUUAGUGGAAAAAAAAAUAACAAUUUUUUAAAAGAGAUGAAAUCGGUUGCUUUAAAAAUUAUAUCUGAUAGUUCAUCUUAUUCAAAUGCUAAUAAUGAUCCUAUGCAACUAUCAAACAUUAAUAAUUUUAAUAAUUCUUCAUUUAAUAAUAACAGUAAUUUAUCUUUUCCUACAACUACUUCAAAUAAUGCAACUAAUAUGUUAAAUAAUAACAUGAACAGCUUUAUUUCUUCUUCCUUGAUCUCUAAUCAAAAUGACGAAGAAAAUAAUGACCCUUUAAUAGAAUUAAUUAUUAGCAAAAUAUUGUUUAACUUAAAUAAUAGAGUAGAAUAUGAACAAAUAAUUAAAAGAAGUUUAGAUUUAUUUCAUGAUCUAGUUUCAGGAAUGAAUAUUAUUUGUUUAGAAGAUAAAACACCUAAAUUAAUUGUAUUUGCGAGACUACUUUUAAAAAAUGAAAAAAUAUUAAAAUUGUUGCAUAAUAGAAAUAGUAAAUUUUUGGAGAUUUCUAAAUAUUAUAAAUAUAGGACUAAUUAUUAUUUAAUAUUAACAAAAUUACUAUUUAUGGAACAAAAUCUGAUGUCUUCAUCUUUUGAAAAAUACAUAUCACCAAUUAAUAAUUUAUUAGAAUGUAUUAAAAGAGAAAUUAGUAUAAAUGGAAAAGAUAUUAUUUUAAAAAAUAAUGAAAUUAAAUUAACAUUUAUAGGUGCUUUAAGAGAUUUAAGAGGUAUAUGCAUGGCAUGUAAUAAUGUAGAGACAUACAAUAUGUUUUUCAAUUUCUUUAUAAAUAGCUACCCAUUAGAAGAUAAUCAAAUGAAUAUAUUAACAUCCCUUGUUGACGUAAUAUGGGAUUCCUACGAUAUUUGUGUUCCUUUUCUUAAAUUUAUGUGUGAAUUUGUAUAUAACAAAUCUCAAAGAAUAACCUUCCCUAAAUCAUCUCCUAAUGGAAUUUUAUUAUUUAAAGUGGUUUCCAACAUAUUAAUUAUAAUUUCUAACAAUUUAUUACAAAAAGAAAAAUUCGUAGAUAUAUACAAAGAGAAAUAUAAAAUAAUAUCUCUUUUAUUAAAUAUGUUCAAUAACUGUUUAAAUGGUGAUUUUGUUAACUUUGCCAUUUUUGAUUUGUACAAUGAUGAUAUAUUAAACAACUCUUUAAAUUUAGCAUUAAACAUGUGUUUAGUAAUUCCUACUAAUGAUCUUUUAUCUUAUAUAAAGCAUUUAAAACCAUAUUUUUCAUUUCUUGAUUUAGUUACUAAAAAUUUUUUUCAAAGAAUUUUAAAUUUGGAAUUUGAGCUUAUAGCUGAUAUUAUUCAUAAUGUAAAAGAAGGAUUAUGUUCUUUUGAUUACACAGUUUCAAUGACGUGUUGUUCAAUUUUGGAUAAUAUUGUUACAUAUAUUUUUACGAAUAAGAAGAGUUCUACUGAACAAGGGCAGAUAAUAAAAAACUUUUUGGAAAGUCAACCACAAGCUCUUAAAGAAGUAUUGAAUUUGAUGUUUCAUUUAAUAUUAGGAGGUGAUUUUGGUAGCACAUGGAGUAUGUCUCAACCAUUAUUAGGUCUAAUUUUGUUAGAUGCCCAAGGAUAUUUCAAAAUUCAAGAACAAUUAAUUUCUCAACAAAGUGAAGAAAAAAAACAAAAAUUAAGACACAGCUUUUGUAAAUUAAUGGAUCAUAUAGAAUCUAAUUUAGCUCCUAGCAAUAGAGAAAAUUUUACAAGAAAUCUUUAUACCUUUGCUCAAGAAAUAAGAAACAUUUUAAUUUAG